Messenger RNA from Dipodomys ordii (Ord's kangaroo rat), 542 nucleotides. RefSeq names its product deoxycytidylate deaminase-like. Gene Ontology annotation, biological process: dUMP biosynthetic process; dTMP biosynthetic process. Bases 1 to 522 code for a protein of 173 amino acids. The transcript is spliced from 2 exons. Gene Ontology annotation, cellular component: cytoplasm. Gene Ontology annotation, molecular function: dCMP deaminase activity; zinc ion binding. The record is from RefSeq and is a predicted model, not a curated record. NCBI's taxonomy places the organism in Eukaryota, Metazoa, Chordata, Mammalia, Rodentia, Heteromyidae.
AUGACCAAAGUUUCCUGCAAAAAACGGGAUGACUAUUUGGAGUGGUAUUUCAUGGCGGUGGCCUUUUUGUCAGCACAGAGAAGCAAAGAUCCAAAUUCCCAGGUUGGAGCUUGCAUUGUGAAUGCUGAAAUUAAGAUCGUUGGGAUAGGGUACAGUGGAAUGCCCAACGGGUGCAGCGAUGACCAGUUGCCUCGGAGUAGGACAGCGGAGAGUAAGUUGGAUACCAAAUACCCCUGUGUGUGUCACGCUGAGCUGAAUGCCAUCAUGAACAAGAAUUCGGCGGACGUGAAGGGCUGUACUAUCUAUGCUGCUCUGUUCCCAUGUAAUGAAUGUGCUAAACUCAUCAUCCAGGCAGGUAUAACCCAAGAAGUGAUUUUCAUGUCUGAUAAAUACCGUGACAGUGAUGAGACAAGAGCUGCAAGGCUCAUGUUUGAGAUGGCCGGGGUUAAGUUCAGGAAAUUCUCACCCGAGUGCAACAAGAUUGUCAUUGACUUUGAUUCAAUUAACAGCCAAAAGAGUUAGAAGCCUCAGUGAGUUCUAUC